This is a messenger RNA of Alexandromys fortis (reed vole), 931 nucleotides long. It is a transcript of the gene Cacng5, whose product is annotated as calcium voltage-gated channel auxiliary subunit gamma 5. Gene Ontology annotation, biological process: neurotransmitter receptor transport, postsynaptic endosome to lysosome; postsynaptic neurotransmitter receptor diffusion trapping; neurotransmitter receptor internalization. Bases 1 to 828 code for a protein of 275 amino acids. NCBI's taxonomy places the organism in Eukaryota, Metazoa, Chordata, Mammalia, Rodentia, Cricetidae. Gene Ontology annotation, molecular function: voltage-gated calcium channel activity; channel regulator activity. Gene Ontology annotation, cellular component: AMPA glutamate receptor complex; postsynaptic density membrane. The transcript has 5 exons. The record is from RefSeq and is a predicted model, not a curated record.
AUGAGCGCCUGUGGGAGAAAGGCCCUGACCCUGCUGAGCAGUGUCUUUGCUGUCUGCGGCCUGGGCCUGCUGGGCAUCGCGGUCAGCACGGACUAUUGGCUGUACCUGGAGGAAGGCAUCAUCCUUCCGCAGAACCAGAGCACAGAGGUCAAAAUGUCCCUGCACUCGGGCCUCUGGCGGGUCUGCUUCCUUGCUGGCGAGGAGCGAGGACGGUGUUUCACCAUCGAGUACGUGAUGCCCAUGAACUCCCAGAUAACGUCAGAAUCCACAGUCAACGUGCUAAAAAUGAUUCGCUCGGCCACCCCCUUCCCGCUCGUCAGCCUCUUCUUCAUGUUCAUCGGGUUCAUCCUAAGCAACAUCGGGCACAUUCGUCCCCACCGGACCAUACUGGCCUUUGUCUCCGGCAUCUUCUUUAUCCUCUCAGGCCUCUCUCUUGUGGUGGGCCUGGUGCUGUACAUCUCCAGCAUCAAUGAUGAGAUGCUCAACAGAACCAAGGAUGCAGAGACCUAUUUCAACUACAAAUAUGGAUGGUCGUUUGCCUUCGCCGCCAUCUCCUUCCUGUUAACAGAGAGUGCUGGGGUAAUGUCUGUGUACCUGUUCAUGAAGAGGUAUACUGCCGAGGACAUGUAUCGACCUCACCCGGGCUUCUACCGGCCACGCCUAAGCAACUGUUCCGAUUACUCUGGCCAGUUUCUCCAUCCAGACGCCUGGAUCAGGGGCCGCAGCCCCUCGGACAUCUCCAGCGAUGCCUCCCUACAGAUGAACAGCAACUACCCGGCUUUGCUCAAGUGCCCAGACUACGACCAGAUGUCCUCGUCUCCCUGCUGAGCUCUGGCCUCCUUCCCACCUGAACUUUGGAUGGCUGGACAGCCUUUCCCUUUCCCCCUGAGCCGCGGCCCAGGCCGUUCCCUGCUUUGCCGUAGUCACCUGA